Molecule: messenger RNA, 183 nt
Organism: Epithele typhae
Lineage: Eukaryota; Fungi; Basidiomycota; Agaricomycetes; Polyporales; Epitheliaceae
Exons: 2
Coding region: 1-183 (60 amino acids)
Biological process (GO): regulation of transcription by RNA polymerase II
Cellular component (GO): PcG protein complex; transcription regulator complex
Molecular function (GO): RNA polymerase II cis-regulatory region sequence-specific DNA binding; DNA-binding transcription factor activity, RNA polymerase II-specific
Source: RefSeq, a predicted model, not a curated record
AUGUCGGCCGUAGAAGGCACCCAUCCGAAGAAGCACAUCUGUCAGAUAUGCAGUCGCGCCUUCACCACCUCGGGGCACCUCGCCCGCCACACCCGCAUCCACACCGGUGAACGCAACCACAAGUGUCCUUUCCCCGGCUGUGAGACUCGCUGCUCUCGCCAGGACAACCUCCAGCAGCAGUGA